GCGCAUCUUAGCAUUUUCCCGGGAAAGCGAAAGGCAUCCUGCUAACGUGCGCCCCUCCCCUCCCUUUCCUCUUUCCUUCCUCCUUCCUCCGCGCGCCACAGAUACUUUGUCGGCACACGCAAGCUUUCUCUCUCUCUCUCUCUCUCUCUCUCUAGGCGUGCGAGUCGCAGGCGAGGCCGAUUUUCGUGCGUCCCCAUUGCCAGCACGAAUGCGCACGCGGGGCGAGGCAUGGAGUUCGCCGCCGCCGCCAUCCGCUUCAGUCUCCCCUCCACCUCAUCCCCUCUCCACUGCGACUGCCAGUGCUAUGCAAGGCUGAGGAGGAAGCAGCAGAAACUACCUUUUCUGAGUACCACGCCGACUUGGAAGAACCACUCUCUAUAUUGUGUGAAGUCAGUUUUGAAUAACAGGAACUCGAGGAUCAGUGAUAAUGGCGCAGCUGAACCUGCUAGAGUUCUCCUCGAGAGAUUAUUUGCGCGAACUCAUAAGCUGGAAGAAAUGAACAAAGCUUCUAGCGUGCCUCAGGAUGUCCAGCUGGAUUUGAAUUUUGAAGUGUUGGAAUCAGACCUCCAUGCUGCUCUGGCUUCUUUGAAGAAGAGGGAAGAAGAUUUAGAGGAGGCUGAGAGAAAGCUACUGUUGGAUGAGAGCGAGUUGAAUCGUGCGACAGAGGAGUUAAAGUGUCGGGAGGAAGUGAUUGCUGCUGCUUUAUCUAGGCAGGAGAAGUUGGAAUGGGAUUUGAAGCAGGCAAAUUUGAAGUUCGCUUCUCAAGCUAGAGAGAUAGAAGAUUUAAAGCUUCGACUAAGAGAUAGGGAGCAGGAGAUUGCAGCCUCUCAAUCUGCAUUAUCCCUGAAAGAAGAUGAGAUACAAAAAAUGAACAGUGAACUGAUGAAAAGAAGUGAAGAUGCUUUGGUGAUCGAAUCGGAACUUGAACGGAAAUCCCAGCUCUUGACGGAAGCCAAUGAAGUUAUCAAGAAGCAGGAACUUGAGCUUCAAGAACUUCGAAGAGCAGUCGAGGAGAAAGAAGAAGAAUUAGAGUUUUCUAUGACAUUGAAGAAGGCAGAAGAAGACAAGGUAAAAAGUAUGGAGGCUACUUUGGAGGAACGGACAAGGGAAUGGUUGCUAGCGCAGGAGGAUUUAAAGAAAUUGUCGGAUGAAGCCUCUAAACAUGCCGCAGAAUCUAAUGAGACAUUAGAGGAUUUCAGAAGGGUGAAGAGACUUCUUGGAGAUGUGCGGGCCGAAUUGAUAUCAUCUCAGCAAUCUUUGGUUUCCUCGAGGCAGAGAAUGGAGGAGAAGGAGAAGCUUUUGGAAAAGCAAAUAACAGAACUUGUAGAGCAGAAGGAAAGUAUUGCUGCACACAUGGCAAGUUUGAAGGAUGUCCAAAUAGAAGUAGAGAGUGAGAGAGUGAAACUUAGGGUUGCUGAAGCCCGAAACAAAGAGCUUGAGCGAGAUUUAUCAUUGGAGAAAGAAUUGGUGGAAGAGUUGCAGGAUCAGCUGACAAAAGAGAAAGCUUCUCUCCAGCAGGCAAUUCAGGAUAAGUCCUUGCUGCAGACUGAGCUUAACAGGAGAAACUCUGAAUUUCAAGAAACCCAAGAUCUUCUGCGGUUGAAAGAAGGAGAACUGGUGGAAGCCAAACUGGAAAUUCAGCAUUUGCAUUCCCAACAGACUGCUCUUCAGCUCAUGCUGGAGGAGAAAGAUGUCGAACUGUUAAAUACAAAGAAGAAGUUGGAAGAAUUAAACUGGGAAACUGAAGAGCUCAAGAGACUCAUGAAUGGGAGAGAGGACCAGCUUAUCCAGGCAACGAAUUUGCUAAAGGACAAGGAGGAGCAUGUCCAGAACAUGCAAAGCGAGCUUAGUGAUACAAAAUGGAGAUGCACUGAAGCCGAAUCUGUUGUAGAGCGGAUUGUGGAACUCACGAACAGACUAGUUAUCCCCUUAGAGGAUAAAGAAUAUGACGUGGUGGGUGUGGGUGGUCUAGGGUCACAGCAGCUCAUCACGUUACCAACCGAUGAUUUUAGGUGGAAAAACAAACAGCUUGAAACUGAGAUUGAUUUAACAAGAGAAAACUUGCGAAAUAAAGAAAUGGAAGUUUUGGAUGCACAAAGGGCUCUAACACUCAAGGACGAGGAACUCAAAAGUGCCCUGAUUAGACUAGGUGAAAGGGAGAAGGACCUUCAAAGGUUGAAAGAAGAAAUGAUUAAUGAUGCUAGUGAUCUCCGGAAAUUGCAUGAGUUGGCACAACAGAGAGUUGGUGAGAAGAGUAUGGGAGACUUAGCUAUUGAGAAACUUCAAAUUGAGGCCGCCCAGCUGGAAGUUGAAGCUGCAACUAGUGCUCUUGAAAAGCUUGUGGAAAUGACUCAAGAAUUUUUAGGUAAAGCUAGUUUAAGCAUCGAGGUGGACACUAAUGCCAGUGGCCUCCAUGAAGAACUGUCUGAUAUGACAAGUUCAGAUGAGAACAGUGAAUGUUUUACCGAGGUAAAAAUGCAGGUCACAAAACUUGCAGCUUUGAGUGAACAGCUUGUAAGGGAGGCUGGCAUUACUAUCGCUGCUGAGUAAUUUAGGUCGUUGAGCUGUGUACAUAGUUAUCUGACAGCUUUUUCAUCAUAGUGGAGAGUGAGGAUAUUCUGCUUGUAUUUUGUAGUAACAGUCAUUAGAUUAGGAUGCCAAAAACUACUUGUAUAAUGUGUGAGGCUUGUUUGUUGGAUAGUUACUAGGUGAGUUGAGGAAUCAAUCUGUUUUGUGUAAUUGUGGCCUAAUGUGUUGAAAGCUUCGAACUGACCAUAUAAAUCGAGGAAUGUUUCAUUUUCUCUC
Eucalyptus grandis is the source of this 2805-nucleotide messenger RNA. RefSeq names its product myosin-11. Bases 229 to 2550 code for a protein of 773 amino acids. The record is from RefSeq and is a predicted model, not a curated record. The transcript has 2 exons. Gene Ontology annotation, biological process: reciprocal meiotic recombination. Lineage: Eukaryota; Viridiplantae; Streptophyta; Magnoliopsida; Myrtales; Myrtaceae.